Messenger RNA from Astyanax mexicanus (Mexican tetra), 5596 nucleotides. RefSeq names its product Scm polycomb group protein like 2 (gene scml2). The transcript has 15 exons. Gene Ontology annotation, biological process: regulation of DNA-templated transcription. Gene Ontology annotation, molecular function: protein binding. Lineage: Eukaryota; Metazoa; Chordata; Actinopteri; Characiformes; Acestrorhamphidae. The coding region runs from base 35 to 2332 and encodes 765 amino acids. Gene Ontology annotation, cellular component: nucleus. The record is from RefSeq and is a predicted model, not a curated record.
CUGCAGUAGCUGCGCUGAUGCUGGACAUGCGCGGAUGGGCUGGAAAAAUGGCGGCGAGCUCCAAUGGAAGCGAAGAAAAGCGCUGAGAUUUGAGGCAGUAAACGGAUGGAAUUGUUUUAGCAGUUUCCAGACUGUUCCAUUACCACGGGCUGCAGUGCUUAAUGUCAACAUGGGAAAAAUACCUCAGAGAGACCAUAAAGAAGGCAAACGGGAGAAAGGGGUUAGCUGUGAUCCACCAGCCCCCCUACAGAUGUCUUACAAUGAGCCAUUCAGGUGGGAAGCUUAUUUAACGGAGACUUCCUCCAUGCCAGCAUCUCCCAGCUGCUUCAGACAGUCCAGGAUUCCCCCUAUCAAUAGUUUCAAAGUGGGUAUGAAAGUUGAAGCGCAUGACCCAAGGAACUCCAACUCCAUGUGUAUUGCCACUGUCAUGGGUAUUAUUGGGGUGCGUCUUCGUCUGCGCUUGGAUGGCAGUGACAACACCAAUGACUUCUGGCGAUUGGUAGAUUCCUCUGACAUUCAGCCUGUGGGCAUGUGUGAAAAGAGCGGGGACAUGCUGCAGCCACCACUCGGUUUCAGGAUGAAUGCCUCCUCAUGGCCCAUGUUCCUGUUAAGAACAUUAAGCGGAGCCGAGGUAGCUCCGGCCUCAGCCUUUAAAAAGGAGCCACCCAGGCCUUUGCACAACCACUUCAAAUCAGGUAUGAAGCUGGAAGCGGUGGAUAAAAAGAACCCCUACCUCAUCUGCCCCGCCACUGUUGGCGAGGUUCGCGGAGACGAGAUUUUCAUCAUGUUCGACGGCUGGCGAGGAGCCUUCGACUACUGGUGCAAAUACGACUCCAGGGAUAUCUUCCCCGUGGGCUGGUGCCAACUGACACAUCACAGCUUGCAGCCCCCUGGAAGCAGCUUCACUCUUCCCAAGAGCCUGAUUCCGGCUGUUUCCCCGUCCGGAUUAUCCCGCCGCUCCAUGCAGUCUCCAUACAGGCUGCCGCACCCGCUGCCCCCUCUGCCCGUACGGAAGGGGGUGAGGGGCCGGCGGCCCAAGAGCGAGACUCUCGCCAUGCUGAAAGCCGUGGCUGAGGCGGCAGCCGCUUCGCAGAACGGCCAAUCGGAAAACAUCAUGGAUAAGAGCAUGGAUCCCACACAGCUAAUGCCCAGAAUUCACAAAAAGAGAGGGCCCAAACCCGGCAGCAAGAGAAAAUCCAAAAUUCUUCAGUCGCUUCCCAGUCCAUCUCUAUCUUCCUCUAUGUCAGACAGCAGGCUGUCCAGCCUACAGAUGACCAAAGACUCUGGAGUUCUGUCUACAGUUUGUGUCUACGUGAAUAAACACGGUGACUGCGGCCCACACCUGGACCGUAAGCUGAUGCUUCAGCUUCCGGACCAUUUUGGGCCAGGCCCGGUCAACACCGUCCUCCAGCACGCUGUCCAGGCUUGUGUGGACUGUGCCUACCAGCCCAAAUCUCUCUUCAGCUUCUUACAGUCGCAGUCAGAUGGUGGCGAGAUCAUCCGAGUUCGCUCAGAAGGAGGGAUUCACUAUGUUAAGUUGCCUCGUGCCUCCAGUGCUUCUUUUGUGCUGCGGUUCCUGGAGACUCUAUGCCACCACCUGCAGUGUGAAAACCUUUUCAGCAGCCAGCCUUUCAGUCCACUCACCACCGCCAACAAACACAACGCCUACGACAGGAGCAAGUCAGUGAAAGAAGAGACAUCAGAGGCCUUAUCCAUAGCACGGACCAGCAGACGCUUCACCAGAGACUCCUCCACAUACAGUAGCACCCCGAUGUCCCCCAACCCACAGAGAACGGACACACACCCGGUAGAAGAACCUCUUCCCCACGCUGAAAACGGUGUUACAACAGACCAGCACUUCACUGAGGAGCCCAUGGACAUCAGCUCUGCGCCGCCUCGUCCUCCUGCCAUACGAAACACGCCCGAGUACCGCAGUCCGUCCGGCAGCAGCCCGCACUACAACUCCCAGCCACCCCCUCUCCGCCGCAUCAGCUCAAACCCGGCCGAGCUGGCAGCUACACGCACACACAGACGAGUGGAAGGUACGCUAUCUGCCAGUUCUACCACUGGUCCAGAUCAUCAGACGACUGAACGAGACGUGUCCAAUAAAUGCCCAUCCUCCUGGACCAUAGAGGAAGUGAUGCAGUUUGUGCGUGACGCUGACCCUCAGGCUUUAGCUCCUCAUGCUGAGCUCUUCAGGAAGCAUGAAAUCGAUGGCAAAGCCUUGAUGCUUUUGCGGAGCGACAUGAUAAUGAAGUACAUGGGGCUGAAGUUGGGCCCUGCUCUCAAACUCUGCCAUCACAUCGAGAAACUCAAACAGAGCAAACAGUAGCUGGCUCUUCCUCAGCACAGCAUGUACACACAAACUCCAGCAGGGGGCAGCAGAGUGCAUCCAGCAUCAGGUGCUCUGGAAGUCAUCAUUUGGAGAAGGACCAGGAAGAGACAAGGAACGGAUUUGGAUGGGAGUGGAUUAGCCAAACACACCAUCAAUCGGACUGAAUUUACUGCAGUUAAAUUUGAAAUUGUUGUAGCAGGAUGCAGAGAUCUUUAGAGAUCAGGGCGGCAGAAGGAUGUCUGGACUCAGAUGCUGGUUGGAAGCCGCCAAUAAUAACCUCAGCACAUCCUUUUCAUGAGAAGGACAGACACAAAGGCAGCAAUUCAUAGUAACAGUGGACUAAGCUGAAUCCCAAAGGGUUUCUGUGUCUUGCGUUAAAGCAUAGUGUUCUUAUACUGUUUAUAUAAACCACAAAGACAGAACUGUGCUCUCUGAUAAUAGAGACUUACCCUGCGUUUACACUGACAGGUGACAGGUCGCUAACAUCUCUCCCUGAGGAUGUCUCUUUUGUGUGUGUUCAAGGCCAUUCAGUUACCUAGAAAGCUACCUAUUUAGCUAUCCUUCUUCAUUUAACCAUGCUUAAUUUUUAUUUGGAUUUGUCUUAAAUAUGUGCAGAAUCAUGUGUUUAGAACAACACUGUUAAGAAUAUGUACAAAAUGCUGCCAGGAUCUAGAGAUAGAUCGAUUAGUGUUUUGGUGCUGUCUUUCAGAUGGAUUGGCCAAUACCAAUCGAGGGUGGAGCUAGACACUACAUUAACUGUUCCAGGUAAACUUUAGGAAAUGCAUUGUCAUGCAGGGAUUCUGAGUGCUGCUGUACUUGCUACUCACUGUUUGGGCCUAAAGAUACACUCUCGAGAGGGAUAUCCUGUUAGUGCUGUUGAAAGUCUUUAUUCUCUUUUCUUUGUGCCAGACCAACAGAAGAGAGGCGAGACAAACUAAGCUGAGCCUGCACAGUGAGAAGAAGUAAAGCCCUGGCACCGUAGUUCCAUUUGUCCAUUAAACAAGGAAAACUUUCGCUUUCUGCUUUUCCGUACAAUCAGCCUCACAAACCUUAACCCCCAAAUAUGAUCUUAUCGGCUUAGAGAAUUAUCUGCCGAUUGCAUGUUUUGGCUGGAAAUUGGAGGAUACUGAUACGCAGCUGAUGAAACUUUCCAUCUCUAGUAGGAAUCAAAAGUGCAGAGAGCAGAACCAUUUUGUUUACAGCUUCUCUACAAAUUGUAUACUCCCAUAGCAAAUGACUGGUUGCUUGAUGUUCUGUUGCCUGCUAAUGUGAACACAAGGUUAUGGUGCUUUUAUUCUACCUUUCUGGAUCUUUUCAGUUUGGACCAAACCAAACUAGAUGGUGUGAAAGGUGCUGUGAACUACAGUCAGUAUAAAAGGACCACAAUUUGGUCCGACCAAAAGAGGUGGUCUCAGUUCGGAUCAAUUCAACACUAGCCUGCACACGUCUGCAAACUGGAAAAGACUGUUGGAACUGUCAGUAAUAACUUCGUAUCUCAUGCUGUAUAUUUCAGUGGGAUCCCUGUUAAACGUUUAGUUCUGGAUAAUGCUGCCAAUAUGUGAAACCAUGGGAAAAAACGGAACUACUGGAACAAGUGGAAACUCAAUUUUUAUGUACUAUCUAUUAUUACAGCUAUAAUGGUGCACCAUUUUUGUACACGCCAUAAACCAAAAAAAAAACAACGAUUUUUCUACACAAGGCAGCUCUCCACUUCUUUCAGAUCACAUAUUCUUGACCACAGACACAUGUUGAAUCCUUAGCCUUGACUCAGCAGCUGCAGAAUGCUGAAAAAAAUGUAUAUUAUUAUUAUUUAUUGCGAAAACUGUAAUUUACUCAGGAUGUAUUUUUUUUCGCUUUGCAUUUAUUAGCCACCCAAAUCAUGUUAUCCUUCCUUCAUCACUCAUAAAAAUUAUUUUAUAUCUUUUAUUUCAGAAACAAAGUGAAAAAGGACAUAUCUGAAUACCCCAGCAUGUAAUGGGUGAGGAGGUCUACCCUUGAAAGAUACCAUUGUUUCUAAAAUAAAAGAGUGUCCUCCAUCUUUUGACUACAUUUGUCCAAACACAAAUCUGUACAAUCCUAUAUCCUGUUUACACAGAUUAAAGUUCUGAAGGAAAUCAGGAGAGUUAGAUGUCACAGAGACACCAAAAACUUCUCUGCAGACAACUCCAUAUGAAGUUAAGUUCAUACUAAAGCAGCAGUUUUUUUUCUUUAAAUUAAAAGCAGUAGUAUUGCUGAGUUGGCAGAUGAUAAAGUAUUGGAAUUAAUGGUUUCAGUAUCCUGAAAAACAUCCCUGCAACAUCUACUAUAUACUAAAAAACUGGUAGGUUUGAUUUAAUUAAUGUAAUUUCUCGCUACAUUUAAUUUCCCAAAUCCGUAAAAUGUUGGGACUGUCGCUUUUAGUACUAUACAGGAUCCUUACUAUUAAGGAUAAACAGUUUUGCUGCUAGCCUGGGGUCACUCUGGGUUGGAAACUACACACAUUUUCUAUUAGGUUGCCAAAUAAACUGUCUACUAGUUGCUGCAUUACACUGAUUGGCCACUUCUUUAAACCACCUUUUUGUUUGACAAGUAUUCAGCUCUGGAAAAUUAUUUUUUUUCUAGAGCUGAAUAUAGCUGCUCCACUUUGUAGAUGUAAAGUCGAAUACAGAAUCUCUGUUUCUGUUGCUGCACAGUUUGUGUUGGUCAUCCACUAGUACUUCAUCAGUGACCACAGGACACUCCCUGCCUGCAGGACACUGCUGAUAAAAUGGACAAUGGACUAGGAGGUGGUAUUAAUGUAGUGACCAGUUGGUGUGUAUAUAUUUUUGCAAACUCUUUUCAUGAUUCCAAAUCCUUCAUAUGUUUUCCAUGUUGAGCCAUGAUACAGAUAAGGUUCCAUAAUUCAGUGUUAAAUCAUUUAUUUAAUGCAUAGAAUUCACUCAUUUGUAUAAACACACAAUUGUCUUGAUUUGUUUUUGAUAAUCCAUUUUUUAUAUUUAUAUUUUGUAUUUGUAUGUCGUUAGUUUGACCUGCCAAGUCCUUAAGACUUCCUUACGUUACUGUGACUCAGGUUGAAGUAGCUUUCAUUUAAUGGAGCAAUUUUCAACAGUAGCAUAAAAAUGAACAUCUCAAGAUAUUUUGCUUUCAUUUCAAUAGAACAAAACUGUUCCCCCUCCCAAAAAUGCUCUAAUAUGUACUUGAAAACAAUGUUUGUUACGGUUGACCUCAUUGGAAAUGACUGCCAUUACCAAUACACGUGUUUUUAAUAAAAUCUUAAAAUGA